AUGCUGCCAACCACAGAGACGUGGCGGCAGUGCGCGGCGAUGCUAAGCAGUGCCUCCGAUGACGCACUGCGCUCCGCCGUUGCUGCUGCGGUUGACACACUCGAGUCAGACGGCCCCAUCGACGGUACCGCUUGCGACGGCACCGUUGACGUGUACAACAUGAUGCUCGCAUCUGCACUGCGGUUUCUGUUUGGGCAGUUGUGUGCAGCGUGUGUUGAGGAUAGCGACGCGGUGCGGCAGUUUCUUGCGUCAUGCCACGUGUGUAUUGCUUCACACAUCACCGAUGUGAUUGCUGAUGCGUGGGUAAAGCAUGGCCACCAUAUUUUGGCAUGCGCGCGGCGGCGUGCUAUCGCGGACUUCUGCCGCAGCGAUGGCAGUGCCCACACGGCGACUUCAGAGCCGCUGCUGCUGGCGUCGCGGUCGCGGGUGGUGGUGGUGGAGGGCGGUAUCGAUGUGAUUGGCGGCGCACAUCGCGUGGAGUCACUGCUGUCGCUCCCCGCCACCACCAUGUGCCCAGGAGGUGUGGACGUCACCGUCGACCACGACGAAGCCUACGCGCUGUUCUGCGAGCUGGACGGCCUGCAGGCACGGCUAGAUGCGUUGUUGGCGCACCCGCAGUAG
This is a messenger RNA of Trypanosoma grayi, 621 nucleotides long. RefSeq lists its product as hypothetical. The record is from RefSeq and is a predicted model, not a curated record. Lineage: Eukaryota; Euglenozoa; Kinetoplastea; Trypanosomatida; Trypanosomatidae. The coding region runs from base 1 to 621 and encodes 206 amino acids. The transcript has a single exon.